AUGUUGGAAAUGAUAGAAAGCUGGGAAAAUUUAGAAGGAUAUAUUAUAAAUUCAGUUUGUAAUGAUCCAGCAAAUCCAAAUAAAUUUUUUAGUGAUGGCUGAGCAGCCUACAAUCAACUGCCAACAAUUGGAUAUCUGCAUUCAAUUGUCUACCAUAAUAGAGACUUUGGCACGGAAGGUUCACAACCAAUAAUAUCGAGAUAA
This is a messenger RNA of Blepharisma stoltei, 204 nucleotides long. The record is from the annotation of a GenBank genome assembly. NCBI's taxonomy places the organism in Eukaryota, Ciliophora, Heterotrichea, Heterotrichida, Blepharismidae.